Molecule: messenger RNA, 3846 nt
Organism: Closterium sp. NIES-65
Lineage: Eukaryota; Viridiplantae; Streptophyta; Zygnematophyceae; Desmidiales; Closteriaceae
Source: the annotation of a GenBank genome assembly
AUGGGAAGAGGGAGGGCUUUAAGGAGGCUUAGAGAAGGGGAUAGAGACGACUGGUUGCCUCUGCAACAGCAGCAGCUGUUGCAGCAGUUAAAGAGGGACCAAAUCUUAGCAAGCGUUCCUUCCCGGUCAGCUCAAUCUGCCCGGAAAAUCCUGGACACGUUGGAUCGGAUGGCUGGGGCUUUGCCUGCUGCGGAGGGUUUUGGUCGGUCAGGGGAAAGGAGGAGAGUGAGUGGGGGUAGUGAGUUGCAGAGAUUGAAGGGGAAAGAGAAGGUUGUUGAGGGGGAGAGCGGUGGGGAGGGAGGGGAGAAUGGGGCAAGAAGCAGAGAAAACGAGCAGCAGUUGCAGCAGCAGCAGCAGCAACAGCAACAACAGGGACAGCAGAGACAAAAGCAACAGGAGCAGCAGGAGCAGAGAGGCGAUGGGCUGGGGAGGGAGAAGGAGGGGGCGAGGGGAGAGGAGGGGGGGGAGGCGAGGCGUGUAGGGGGAGGUGCGUUGGUGGAUGGUGGGAAGGAGGAUGGUGGGCAGGGGACGAGGAGAGGCCGCCAUGGGUUCAGAAUGUCUGUUUUCGAGGAGGACGAGGAGGACAGGCCAAGCCAGGACGCAGCAGCAGCGGGAGGAGGAGGAGCAGCAGCAGGAGCAACAGGUGCAACAGCAGCAACAGGAGCAGGAGGCAGCAAGGCGGUCGAUAGAGAGGCAGCUAAAACAGGAACGGACGCUGCUUCUGCCGCUCCUGUGACCGGCGGGCAGCAGCGCGAGGGGGAGAAGGGCGAGGAGCAGAGCAAGGGGGAUAGAGGCAAGGAAAAGAGCACGGGUGCUACCACUGGAAGUUUCUUUGGCUCAGCAGCGCAUGCAGCAACUCUCGCGCCGCAACCCACGCCUGCAAAGCCAGCAUCACUAGACACCCCUUCUCACUCUUUUCCGUUGUACCUCUUUCCACUCCCCCUGCUCCCCCAUGCCCGCCCUGCCCCUCCCUUGCCCCAUUCCAGUUUCUUUGGCUCAGCAGCGCAUGCAGCAACUCUCGCGCCACAACCCUCCCCUGCAAAGCCAGCAUCUCCAGACACCUCCCAAGGCAAACCCACAGCACCACCCGCAGCAGCAGCAGCUGUGGCAGCACCAGCAGCAACAGCAGCAGCAGCAGCAGCAGCAGCAGCAGCAGCAGGAGCGUCGUCCUUUGGUGCGUCUGGGUUCAAGGCCCCUUCCUUUGGCUCCUCUGCUGCUGCCACAACCUCUCACUUUGGGUCUUCUACCCCUGCUGCCCCUGUCCCUGCUCCUGCCCCUGCCCCUGCCCCUGCCCCUGCCCCUGCUGCCGCUACCUCUGCCAGUGCUCCUUCCUUUGGCAUUUCCCCCACACCCUCCGUCCCCCCUGCCACUGUUUCUCAAUCCGCAGCAGCACCAGCACCUGCACUCACAGGAGCUUCCCCAACGGCAGGACCAUUGUUCGGCAUCAAACCAGCAGCUGCGGAAGCUUCUCCUGCAGCAGCAGCAGCAGCAGCAGCAGCAGGAGGAGGAGGAGGAGGAGCGGCUUUAGGGGCAGCACCAGCCGCAGCAGGGGCAGCACUGUUUGGCUUUAAGCCAGCAGCCGCCGCUCCAGCUGCUGGAAAGGAUGCAGGUGCGGCUACUGCUUUUGGUGGCGGUGAUGGGGGGGAUAGGGGGAGAAGGGGAGGAGAGGAGGGGGGUGAUAUGGGGAGGAGGGGAGGAGGCGAGGAGGAGGAGGAGGCAGAGCCGAGGAGGAAGCGGAGGGUGUCGUCGUCGCCUGUGGGAGGGGAGUCGGGUGGUUCACCUCCUUCCCUCUUUGGCUUUGGAAAGCCGCCCGCAGGGUCCUCCUCUCCCUCAGAAGCCGCAGCUCCACUCUUCGGUGCUGCUUCUGCUGCUCCUCAAGCCUCUGCCCCUGCCACCACAACCACCACCACUCCUUCUGCACCUGCCUUUGGUUCGGCAUCCACCGCACCCGCCUUUGGUUCGGCAUCCACCGCACCCGCCUUUGGUUCGGCAUCCACCGCACCCGCCUUUGGUUCGGCAUCCACCGCACCCACCUUUGGUUCGGCAUCCACCGCACCGGUCUUCGGCUCGGGAUCAACCGCACCUGCCUUUGGCUCGGGAUCAGCACCGACAUUCGGCCUCAGCCCAUCUUCCCCCCUUGCAGCUGCUUCUACCCCAAGCUCUGCCGCCACAGCCACAGCUACUGCCACAGCUACAGCCACAGCCACUGGUUUUGCCACCGCUUCUACCCCUUCCUUCGGUCUCGCUGCACCGUCCUUCGGUGGGGCCACAACCACCCCAUCAACAGGCAUCACCACAACCGCCCCUUCUUUCGCCACUUCAAGUGCCCCUACUUUCGGCACCACAACUGCCCCAUCCUUUGGCCUUACUGCGACCGCCCCGUCCUUCGGCCUCGCCUCGGCUCCAGCGUUUGGUGGCUCUUCCACUGCUGCAGCUGCCGCAUCAGCAGCACCUGCAGCCACCACCACCACUCCAGCCUUCGGCUCUGCUGCUGCUCCUGCUGCUGCCCCCACCACCACCACUGCCGCUGCUACCACUUUUGGCAGUCAGCCUGCUCCUUCCUUUGGGGCAUUCGGCUCUACUCCUGCCUUUGGCUCUGGUGCUGCUUCUACCACCACUGCUUCCGCCACUGCUGCAGCUCCUGCUUUCGGAUCGUCUGCUGCUGCCCCGGCCUUUGGCACCACUGCUGCAGGUCCUGUGUUUGGCGCUCCAUCCUCCUCCCCUGCCUUUGGUGCUGCAUCCUCUCCUGCCUUCGGUGCUGCUUCCACCCCAGCGUUUGGCACAUUCUCUGGUUCAUCCGCCCCUGCUUUUGGAUCCUCCGCGCCUACUUUCGGAUCAUCUACCCCAGCUUUCGGCUCGUCAACAGCUGCUGCUACAGCUCCGCUCUUUGGCACCCCAUCCACCACGCCAGCACCUGUUUUCGGUGCCCCUGCUGCCGCAAGUACUGGUGCCGCUACUGGCUUUGCCUUUGGCGCUACGGCAUCAUCAACCCCCUCUGCCUCUACCACCCCUGCUGCUGCUGCUUCCUCGUCUCCCGCGCCUGUUUUUGGAUUUUCCGCUGCUUCUUCCGGACCUGCCGCCGCACCUGGGUUCACGUUCGGCGCUGCCGCACCAGGAGCUCCGGCAGCAGCAUCUGCACCAGCAGCGUCGCCGUUUGGUUUUGCCGCCUCCCAGCCUGCCUCCUCUCCUGCUCCAUUCUCCUUCGGGGCCCCAGCAGGCCCAGCAGCAGGAGGAGGAGGAGCAACAGCAGCCGCACCCUUCACCUUUGGAGGGGGAGGAGCAGCAGCACCAGGGGCACCUGCAGCAGCGGGAGCAGCAGCAGCAGGUGCAAAUCCCUUUGCCUUCGGCUCCACCUCCUCUCCCUCGGCUGCUCCUGGCGCCUUCGCAUUUGGAUCUAACCCUGCUCCUGCUGCCUCCGCUGCUCCCUUUGGUGCAGCCUCCGGCUUCCCAGGAGCCACUGGGAGCAGCAGCCCCUUUGGUGGGAUGCAACAGAAUACAAUGUCCAUGGAACCAGGUGGCAUGGCAACGGCUGUUUCCACUCCUGUCGUUUUCGGAGCCUCGCCGUCCCCGGCAGGAGCUAAUCCUUUUGCGUUUGGGCAGCCCGCAGCUGGAGGUGCCCCCCCGGGCGCUGCCCCGUUUUCGUUCGGUGGUGCUGCUGCUUCCCCGUCGCCAGCGGGGAGUGGUGGGUUUGCUGCUCCGUCCAUGGUGUUUGGUGCUGGUGCUGGUGGUGGUGGCGUUGGAGGUGGGGCUCCUGCUGGUGGUGGUGGGUUCUCGAUGGGAGCAGGUGCACCCACUCCUGGGAGGAGAGUGGUCAAAGCCAAGAGACCAACGGCAAGACGUCGAUAA